AUGGAUUUCCAUGUUUACUUCAACCCUAUACCUCGCCUCAUUCUUGGCGUCCUGAUUUUGUUGUUUUUGACCUCUUCGUGCCUAAAUACUAGUACUAAUGUGGUAGAAUCAUGCAUGGAGGAAGAGAGACGAGCGCUUCUUAGCUUUAAACAUGAUCUGAUUGAUCUAUCCGGUCGACUUUCUUCUUGGGUUGGUCAUCAAUGCUGUCAAUGGAGAGGGAUUUCCUGCAACAACCGCAUUGGUCAUGUUGUCAAGCUUGAUCUCCGCAAUCCAUAUCCAUUGCACCCGAAUGUCACUAAAUUUGAAGAAUCUUGCUUGGGGGGUAAGUUAAAUCCUUCUUUGCUUGGUUUGAAACAUCUAAGUUACUUAGACUUGAGCCAGAAUAAUUUUCAAGGGAUUCACAUUCCUAUCUUCAUCGGGGAGCUAACAAGUUUGAGGUAUCUCAAUCUUUCAAAUUCGGGGUAUGGUAGUUCAUUUGUGGGAGAGAUUCCCGCAUCUCUCGGUAAUCUCUCAAUCUUGAACCAUCUUGACCUACAUUGGAAUGAUAAAAUUUCUUCCAAAAACUUGAAUUGGCUUUCUCAUCUCUCUUCUUUGAAGUACCUCAAUCUUGGAGGUGUGGAUCUUAGCAGCACAAGAGUAAGUUGGUUGUAUGCUGUUAACAAGCUACCUUCACUCUUAGAGUUGCACUUGUCACAUUGUUCUAUUAAUAGAAACCACCUUCCACACUCGCUGCCUACAGUUAACCUCACAUCACUUUCAGUCCUUGAUAUGUCAUAUAACGUUAUUUAUUCUUCGCUUCCUAAAUGGAUGUUUAAUCUUACUAGUCUUACAAAACUUGAUCUCGCGGGGAAUCAUUUCAUUCGCCCCUCUCUAGAUGAAUUUGUAAGACUAAAAUCUCUAGAACACCUUGGCUUAUGGAGAAUUGGACUCAAAGGUCACUUACUUCCCAAAUUCUUUGGAAAUUUGUGCAACCUGAAGUCAUUAGAUCUUUCAAGCAACAUACUUGAUGGGGGAGUUGAAGAGUUUUUUAGUGGUUUUUCAAAUUGUUCAUCUAAUAGAAUGGAGUCACUAGAUUUAUCUCAGUGUGGGCUGGUAGGCAAAUUGCCUAGUUCAUUAGGAAUGCUGAAAAGCCUCCAACGUCUCAUACUGCAUGAUAAUCUUUUGAAUGAGUCCAUUCCUGAAAGUUUAGGACAACUCUCUCAACUAGUUAACCUUGAUCUCAGUUUCAAUCAUUUCGACGGUCCCAUUUCUCAAAGUUUAGGAAAUCUCUCUCAGCUAGUUAGCCUUGUUCUUCGUUCCAAUCGUUUCUACGGUUCCAUUCCUCCAAGUUUGGGACAACUCUCUCAACUUGUUAAGCUUGAUUUGUCUAAUAAUUCAUGGGAAGGCAGUUUAACAGAAGCCCAUUUCAUAAAUCUCACUAGAUUAAAGUAUCUAUACUUGAGCACAACCCCACAAAAUCAUGUGCCCACCAUUUUCAAUUUGACUGAUUAUGAAUGGAUUCCUCCUUUCAAACUCCAUACACUUUUCAUGGACAAUUGCCGAGUGGGCCCUGGUUUCCCUGUGUGGCUUCGAUCGCAAACUGAGCUCUCAUCUGUCAGACUUUCAAAUGCUGGAAUCUCAGGUGCAAUUCCAGAGGAAUGGAUGUCUAAUAUCUCUACCCGAAUCCAAUUUUUGGAUUUAUCCAACAAUCAAAUAAGCGGAAAGCUUCCGUUCCACCAAUACAACUUUCAAGAUCUGCUCGAGAUAGAUUUCAGCCAUAAUCAAUUUGAUGGAACUAUUCCAUCAUCUUUAUCCGGAGAAUUCCCUAAAGAAUGGAGCUUGUGGAGCAACAUACAAAGUGUGGUUGUCUCAAACAACAAUUUGUCUGGUAAUAUUCCAAGCUCGAUGGGUGUCCCAAGUUCUCUUGUAAUGUUAAAGGCAGACAACAAUCAGUUCAAUGGAGAAAUUCCAUUUGCCUUGCAAAAUUGCUCAUUUUUAGAGAGACUCUAUCUUGGAGGAAACAAAUUAAGUGGAAGCGUUCCUUCUUGGAUAGGUUCAAAAGUAUCCAAACUCACAGUGCUGCAAUUGCGAUCAAACUCUUUAAGUGGACAUAUUCCUCACCAACUAUGCAGUCUUCCUCUCCUUCAUUUCCUAGACCUUGGUCACAACAGAUUUUCAGGGACUAUUCCCAAGUGUUUGAAUAAUUUGACUUCUCUAGUCUCUGGUCCGGAUAAUAGCUGGCGUUUCUUUAGGGACUUUGAGGAAACAACCGUGACUAUAAAAGGAAGAGAAUACUUCACUAGACUAGUGUGGCAGAUGGCCAUUAUUGAUCUUUCUUCAAACGAUUUAGAAGGUGAAAUUCCUGAAGAAAUUAGCAGCCUCGUUUCAUUGGUUACCUUGAACUUGUCCAUGAAUCAAUUGAGUGGAAGUAUCCCCUCCAAGAUCGGAAACUUGUACCAGCUCGAAACUCUUGACCUCUCCCUGAACCGGCUCUCAGGACACAUUCCACAAAGUCUCUCAAAUAUGGCAUUCUUGUGUUACUUGAACUUGUCUCACAACAAAUUGACCGGAAGGAUCCCAUCAGACAACCAACUUCAGACGCUCGUUGAUCCAUCUAUUUAUGAGGGCAAUUCACUUUGUGGAUUUCCACUUCCAAAAUGCCCAGAACACGAAGUCAACAUGCAUAAGCCUCAAGAUCACGGAGAUAAAGAGGAAAAGCUUGGUUUCUAUACCAACACGGUGGUUGGAUUCAUCAUAGGUUUUUGGAGUGUGUGCGGCACAUUGAUAUUGAAAAAGUCAUGGAGGAGUGCCAAACCAGUUGCCCAAACAUCAAGUUCUUCAGAAGAGUGA
Molecule: messenger RNA, 2829 nt
Organism: Fragaria vesca subsp. vesca
Lineage: Eukaryota; Viridiplantae; Streptophyta; Magnoliopsida; Rosales; Rosaceae
Product: probable leucine-rich repeat receptor-like protein kinase At1g35710-like
Exons: 3
Coding region: 1-2829 (942 amino acids)
Molecular function (GO): protein binding
Source: RefSeq, a predicted model, not a curated record